CUUCCUCAUCCCAAAGAAAGGGGGAGCACUGCGUCCCAUUCUGGAUCUGCGUGUGUUAAACAGUCAUCUGAGAAAAUACACGUUCAGAAUGUUAACAAUAAAAGUGUUGUGUCAGAUCUGGCAGAUGCAUAUUUUCACAUCGAGAUUUUCCCUGCACACAGGAAAUUCCUCAGGUUUGCUCACCGGGGCAUAGCCUACGAAUACCGAGUGCUCCCGUUUGGUCUCUCGCUGGCUCCACGGGUUUUCAGCAAAUGUGUGGAAGCAGCACUGUCUCCGUUAAGGAGCAGAGGUAUCAGGAUAUUUUCGUACAUAGACGAUUAUCUGAUAUGCUCUCAUUCACGGGAGCAGGCACUCAGGGAUGUGGAGACUGUGACGUCUCACCUCAGCGGCCUGGGUUUCAGAAUAAACUGGACCAAAAGCCGAGUGCUUCCCGCACAAUGCAUCUCCUAUCUGGGUGUCAGUAUAGACUCCCUCAGAUAUCGUGCCACGCUAUCGGAGGAGAGGCUACAGUCGUUCAAUCAGUGUCUGGCCCGGUUUCAACCGGGGACAGCAGUGCAGUUCAGACUGUGUCUACGGCUGCUGGGGCUAAUGGCUUCUGUCAUUUCAGUAGUGAGGCUGGGCCUCCUGCUGAUGAGGGAUGUGCAGAGAUGGGUGGCAUCGUUAAGACUGUGUCCCCGCCGUCACCUCUCUCGCUCGGUGACAGUUUCGCCAGAGUGCACGGCAGCUCUCCACCAGUGGAGAAAUCCGGCGAUUUUCUCUCAGGGUGUCAGCCUGGGGACGGUGGCGUCAAGGGUUGUCAUAACAACGGACGCGUCCAUGACAGGUUGGGGAGCGACAUUCAAGGGCAGAGCAGUGAAUGGCACCUGGUCAGCGGAGCUGGCUCAGGCGCAUAUAAACUAUCUCGAGUUGAUGGCAGUGUUUCUGGCCUUGAAACAUUUUCUCCCUCACCUGAGAGGGCAGCAUGUGCUGGUGAAAUCCGACAACUCCACGGUGGUGGCAUACGUGAACCGUCAGGGAGGCACGCGCUCUUCACGGCUUCACAAACUGGCACAGAAAAUAAUUCUGUGGAGCGUCUCUCGGCUCGGGUCGCUGCGGGCGACGCACGUAGCGGGAGUGCUGAACAGGGGCGCAGAUCUCAUGUCAAGAGGAAACCCUCUGUUCGGGGAAUGGAAACUCCAUCCCCAGGUGGUGAGCCAGCUGUGGCAGAGGUACGGCCGGGCUGCCGUAGAUCUGUUCGCCUCGCGAGAAAACGCGCAUUGUCAGCUGUAUUUCUCAUUAACGGAGGAGGAUGCGCCGUUAGGUGUGGAUGCGCUGGCGCACCCGUGGCCAAACGUCUUGCUGUACGCAUUUCCUCCUCUCAGUCUGAUCUCCCCCACACUGACCAGAGUGAGAGCUCAGGGCCUGUCGCUGAUUUUGAUAGCCCCACGGUGGCCGUCCAAACACUGGAUAGCGGAGAUAGUUCAAGUACUAUCAGGCCAACCUUGGCCCCUGCCGCUGCGCAGGGACCUCUUGUCUCAGGCAGGGGGGGAGAUUUACCAUCCCCAUCCAGAGCAGGUGGCUCUCUGGGCCUGGCCCGUGAGAGGUUAAAUUUGGGCACUGCUGGAUUGCCUCGGAACGUGAUCGACACUAUUCAGUGUGCGAGGGCUUCAUCCACUCGCUCAUUAUACAGUUGUAAGUGGCGAGUGUUUGAGGAGUGGUGUGAGGCC
This is a messenger RNA of Larimichthys crocea (large yellow croaker), 1706 nucleotides long. RefSeq lists its product as uncharacterized. The record is from RefSeq and is a predicted model, not a curated record. The transcript is spliced from 2 exons. Gene Ontology annotation, molecular function: nucleic acid binding. The coding region runs from base 589 to 1587 and encodes 332 amino acids. NCBI's taxonomy places the organism in Eukaryota, Metazoa, Chordata, Actinopteri, Sciaenidae.